AUGCAGUCCGGAAUAUCAGUCUCCUCGGAAUUGCAAAAUGCUUUCCAAGCAUUCACUGCAGACGACUCGCAAUUCGCCCUGCCCGUGACGAUUACCUCCGAGAGUCUCCAGCCGAAACCUGCAAUUCCCUUCUCGGGCUCCUUCUACUCGUCCGUCCCCACGCUUCAGUCCGUCCUCGAGCCCAAAACGCCCAUUUUCCUGAUCAUUCGCCAUUCCCCCGGUACACUCGUGGCAUUGACCUACAUUCCAUCCAAUGCAGGAGUCAGAGCAAAGACUCUGUUCGCCGCAACGCGCUCAACGCUGGCCAGAGAAUUGGGGAGCGAGAAAUUCACUACCACGGUUUUCGCAACAGAGGAGGAAGAAAUAGUCGCCGAGCAAGCGUGGAGAGAGCGUGAUCUGGAAGGCAAUGGCUCUCCCCAGGCCGGGUAUGAGAGAGAGGAGCUGAUGGAUGACAAGGAAAGGGAAUUAGACGCCGUGCGACGCGCUGAAGAGGAAGCCAGGCAUGGCACUGCGGGCAGAGAUGUUGGUACUGGAGGGACAUUGGGCAGAGUCAGUGGGUAUGCUACAGGUGGUAGUGUCGACAUGCCUAUGCCUGUGGACGAGGACAUCAAGUCCUCUUUACGGUCUAUACAAGAUGGACAGCUAGUGCAGCUGUCUAUCGACGUCCGUUCCGAAACCGUCAAACUUGCCAGUGCCGAUUCAAGUGUCGCUCCCAGUGCUGUGGCUUCCAAGCUAUCGGAUUCCUCGCCGCGAUACAGCUUCUACCACUACCCCGGAUCCGAUGUGGUUGUGUUUAUAUACACUUGUCCCUCAAGCUCAAGUAUCAAGGAAAAAAUGCUCUAUGCGAGCACUCGACGAAUGGCGAUCAGACUGGGUGAACUAGAAGGGAUCAAAGUGGAUAAAAAGAUUGAGGGUUCCUCGCCAGAUGAAAUCACCGAAAGCAGACUGCAGGAAGAGGUCAGCCCUCCACAGGACGAGGCGGCACCGAAACGCGGAUUUGCCAGACCCAAGCGUCCGGGUCGGUAG
Messenger RNA from Talaromyces rugulosus, 1026 nucleotides. RefSeq lists its product as uncharacterized. Gene Ontology annotation, molecular function: actin monomer binding; actin filament binding. Gene Ontology annotation, biological process: barbed-end actin filament capping; actin filament depolymerization. Gene Ontology annotation, cellular component: actin filament; cytoplasm. The record is from RefSeq and is a predicted model, not a curated record. Bases 1 to 1026 code for a protein of 341 amino acids. NCBI's taxonomy places the organism in Eukaryota, Fungi, Ascomycota, Eurotiomycetes, Eurotiales, Trichocomaceae. The transcript has 4 exons.